AUGACCCGUAACGAAACCAACCGGAGCCGGAGCUCCAAUUCCAAUUCCGAGAAGUCCGGCGGAGGAGGAACCACCGCGAUGAGAGUUAUCGUUCCGUUACAAGGCGUGGUCCAAGGUCGUGGCGGUUUGUUCCUAGGCUCCGUGAUUCCUUGUGCUUUCUUCUACUUCCUCCAGUUCUACCUAAAACGAAAUCGGAAAAACGAAUCCGAUUCCGGUGAAGAAAACCCGGCGGCUUCGUCUCCGAAUUCGGAUUCUAAUCCGGAUUCUCUAGAUCCGACCCGGUCACAAUCCGCCGGACAUCUCACGGAGCUUACCGGUUUGCCUCGGUCUCUCUCUCGGAUUCUCCUCUCGCCGAGAAAUUCAGGCGGAGCUGUUUCGGUUUCGGGUCGGGUUAAUUCUGUAACCAAAGGAGGAGACUCUCCUUACUACGUGGGUCAAAAACGGAUCGAAGAAGAUCCGUAUGAUGAAUCCAGUAACCCGGACGGAGUAAUCGAACUCGGUUUAGCUCAGAACAACAAGUUAAGCUUGAAUGAUUGGAAUUUAGAGAAUCCAGAAGAAACAAUCUCAGAUGGAUUAAAUAUCAGUGGCAUUGCUUCUUACGAGCCUUCGCAUGGACUUAUGGAACUGAAAGUGGCUGUGGCAGGAUUCAUGUCAGAAGCAACCAAAAACUCUGUUUCUUUCGAUCCAUCACAGUUAGUGUUAACUUCCGGUGCAUCAUCCGCCAUGGAGAUUCUCUCCUUCUGCUUAGCUGAUGCCGGAAACGCCUUUCUUGUUCCAACACCAUGCUCUCCAGGAUAUGAUAGAGAUGUGAAAUGGAGAACGGGAGUGGAGAUCAUACACGUUCCUUGCAGAAGCGCGGACGGUUUCAAGAUAUCGAUGCUGGUUCUUGAUCGAGCGUUCUACCAAGCCAAGAAACGAGGUGUGAGAAUCCGCGGGAUUGUGAUCUCAAACCCUUCAAACCCCAUGGGAAGUCUCUUGAGCAGAGAGAGUCUCUACGCUAUCUUAGACUUUGCACGUGAGAGGAACAUUCAUGUAAUCUCAAACGAAAUCUUCGCUUGUUCGGUCCACGGUGAAGAAGAAGGAGAAGGAGGAGGAGAGUUUGUUAGCAUGGUUGAGAUAGUUGACACGGAAGAGAAUAUGGACAGAGAAAGAGUUCAUAUCAUCUACGACCUCUCAAAGGACUUGUCUUUCCCCGGACUUGGAACCGCUGCGAUCUACUCGUUCAACGAGACUGUUGUAUCCGGUGCAAGGAAGCUCACAACGCUCUCACCAGUCUCAUCUCCAAGCCAGCAUUUGCUCAUAUCUGCGAUCUCUAAUCCGAAGUUUGUUCAGGGAUUAGUGAGAACAAGCAGGCAGAGAUUGCAGAGGAUUUAUCAAGAACUUGUCAAGGGGUUGAGAGAGUUAGGGAUUGAUUGCACGAGGAGCAAUGGAGGAUUCUUCUGUUGGGUGGAUAUGAGAGGAUUGAUGUCGUCUUACAGCGAGAAAGGUGAAGUUGAGCUGUGGAACAAGCUAUUGAGCAUUGGCAAGAUCAAUGUAAUACCGGGAUCUUGUUGUCAUUGCAUUGAACCGGGUUGGUUCCGGUUCUGUUUCAGUAAUUUGUCAGAGAGUGAUGUUCCUGUAGUUGUGAACCGUAUUAGAAAAGUUUGUGAAACUUGUAAAUCUCAAAAUUGA
Messenger RNA from Microthlaspi erraticum, 1671 nucleotides. The record is from the annotation of a GenBank genome assembly. Lineage: Eukaryota; Viridiplantae; Streptophyta; Magnoliopsida; Brassicales; Brassicaceae.